This is a messenger RNA of Morone saxatilis (striped sea-bass), 1749 nucleotides long. RefSeq lists its product as uncharacterized. The record is from RefSeq and is a predicted model, not a curated record. Lineage: Eukaryota; Metazoa; Chordata; Actinopteri; Moronidae.
UGGGCCUUUUUGCAAGACCCCCCUCACAUGUCUCCUCCCAAAGCCACGAGUCAGCUCUUCCGUCAUCCCCCAGCAGAAUCGGUCUGGAACAAACCUGCACCCCUCACUCCUCAGAGUCCUCAGGUGUAUCGGAGGCAGCCAGGAACCUGCCUACAUCUCCCAGCAGCCUUGUCGUCAAAGAGGAGCCGUAUGAUAUCGACACAGUCUUAAUCAAGUGGGAAAUGAGUGAAGAGAGAUUCGGGGAGGAUCAGGAGAGCACAGGGAGUCCAAAUCAGGACAAGGAGAGCACAGGCAGUAAAAAAAAACUGGAGAACAGAGAGAGAAAGUCCAGCGAGACACCUCAUGCAGAUCUGGAUGGACAUCACGUCACUGAGGGAGAACACCUCAGGAAGAAGAAGAGCGUGCCAAUGUCCGAGCUGCCGGAGGAGGCUCAGAGACUGAAGAGGGCAGCCUGGAGAGCAGCUUCCAGGCGGUACUACGCCCGCAAAGUAGCCCGGCAACAGGCAAACCCCUCACGCCCCCCGGUCCCCUUCCCCCGCAUUACAGACUCUCGGUACUCGCAACCUCACAACUCUUUAGUGGAUAAGAGGAGGAGGACGCUGAUAUCAGAGUUACCUGACGACUGUCAGACGCUGCAGAGGGAGGCGUGGAGAGCCGCGUCCAGGAGGUACUAUGCUCGAAAAACCGCUCGCCACCAGACUGAGCCCACACAGUACGUACACCUGCUCCAGAACAUAGAGCCAUCUGAGGAAACACUGGGACCUAACACAGGAGGAUCCCACACCAACAGUGGAGGAAUAAUGUGCAGCUGAUAGAUAGUAGUUGAGGUUUUUAUAUUCUGCAUAUUUAAAGGUUGAUUUCAUUGUGUUAUGCUAUGUAAAACACUGGACUGCACUGAAUAUUGUUGGUUGGUUUGGCUCAGGUCUUCUGAUAUGGUUUGCAAUUAUCAAUUAUUUUCAUUAUUAUUAAUUGAUUAGUUGUUUGAUCGACAUUUCUGACAUUUUCUGGACCAGUGUUUCCCAAAGCCCAAGGUGACGUCCUCAAAUGUCUUUCAAUAUAUAUUUAUAUAUAAUAAAGAUCUUCAGUUUACUGUCAUAGGACUUACGAAACCAGAAAAUAUUCACAUUUAAGACGCAGAAAACAAUUAAUCUAUUUAAUAUUGGACCACUAAUCAAUUAAUCAUUGCAGCUGUAGUCAGAGUAGUUUGAACCUAAUGUUUUAAAUGAAAACUAAUUUGUGUUUCUUCACAAAUAUCGCUGCAAUAACAUCACUUCAGUUCUAAUUUUUCACUGAUUUUACUAUUUUCUUCAUUUCAGCCUUUUUUUGGUAUACUGCAUUGCAUGGCUGUACAAAAUGCUUACUGCAAAGAAAGACUGAAUAAAUGUAUUCUGAGGCAAUGUAAAGAUAUUGUACAGUUUUAUUCAUGUAUCAAUACAGCGCCCCUGGAGUUCAACGUGUGUAACCACAAUCAAAUUAUGACCUCAACAUCUCUGUGUAAUUGAUAAAUGAAGAAUUACCAUGUUGAUUUUUUGAUGGUAAAACUUAAAAUGUAUUUUUGUCCUUUUUUUGGAACAUGUUAAAUAAAAAAUAAAUAAAAUAAAGACAUUUAAAUACAACUGGUCUUUUUGUUUACAAUGAAUAAUGUCUGUCUAAAUGUGUCAGUUUGAUCUGUUAUUGCACCAACUACAAUUUCCUUUUUUUAAAUCAGUAAGCACUUAUAUAUUUGAGUUGAUGCUAACUUAAAGCAAA